GCCAGCCAGCGCGAGCGCGGCCAAAUCAUUUUUGUCCGAGUCGCACUCACACGCAGCCUUCCUUCCUACCUCCACCCCGCAGUAGCAGCAGCAGCUCCAUCACCAUCUCCCCCUUGCUUUCUUCCUCGGAUCGGAAGGGGAGAGGGACCGGCCGACGAGGAGGAGCGGCGGCGGGAUGAGUCUCUUCGGCCUCGGACGGAAUCAGAAGACGUUUCGUCCCAAGAAAAGUGCUCCAUCAGGCAGCAAGGGGGCACAGCUCCGAAAGCACAUAGAUGCAACCCUCGGCAGUGGAAACCUUAGGGAAGCUGUGAGGCUGCCUCCUGGAGAGGAUAUCAAUGAAUGGCUUGCUGUUAACACUGUGGACUUCUUUAAUCAAGUUAACCUGCUAUAUGGCACACUCACAGAGUUCUGCACAUCCGAGAGCUGCCCAACAAUGACUGCAGGCCCAAAGUAUGAGUACCGAUGGGCUGAUGGUGUACAGAUAAAGAAACCCAUAGAAGUGUCAGCACCAAAAUACGUGGAGUACCUAAUGGACUGGAUUGAAGGCCAGCUUGACAAUGAAUCCUUAUUUCCUCAGAAGCUUGGCACACCAUUUCCACCCAACUUCAAGGAUGUUGUAAACACAAUUUUCAAGCGCUUGUUUCGUGUUUAUGCCCACAUAUACCAUUCCCAUUUUCAGAAGAUUGUCAGCCUCAAGGAAGAGGCUCAUCUUAACACCUGCUUCAAGCACUUCAUUCUGUUUACGAACGAAUUUGGGCUGAUUGACAAGAAAGAGCUGGCUCCUCUCCAGGAGCUCAUCGAAUCAAUCAUCCUUCCCUACUGAGAAGGAAACACUGAGGCUGAACCGAACUAAACAUGGCUGCUACUGAGUCCUCUACAGGAAUGGUUGAGCGAUUGGGCUAUCCGCGCCAAUAAUUUACUGGCACAAAUCUUAUUGUUCCAUUUCUUUGACAUAAAAAACAUGUACACUACUAGUGAUGUAUUUGUUUGUACAUGUUCAGCAGUUCUCCUGUGCAAACGCGAUUGUACUGCUAUAACAUGCAUGUUUGGGUUGGGUUGUGAUAGUAAUAACACUGAAAAAAGAGCAGUUUUAAGAUGGCAA
Hordeum vulgare subsp. vulgare (domesticated barley) is the source of this 1102-nucleotide messenger RNA. RefSeq names its product MOB kinase activator-like 1A. Gene Ontology annotation, cellular component: nucleus; cytoplasm. Gene Ontology annotation, biological process: positive regulation of protein phosphorylation; signal transduction. The record is from RefSeq and is a predicted model, not a curated record. The coding region runs from base 176 to 823 and encodes 215 amino acids. Gene Ontology annotation, molecular function: protein kinase activator activity. NCBI's taxonomy places the organism in Eukaryota, Viridiplantae, Streptophyta, Magnoliopsida, Poales, Poaceae. The transcript has 7 exons.